Ctenopharyngodon idella (grass carp) is the source of this 4022-nucleotide messenger RNA. Its product is annotated as glutamine-rich protein 2. NCBI's taxonomy places the organism in Eukaryota, Metazoa, Chordata, Actinopteri, Cypriniformes, Xenocyprididae. The transcript is spliced from 20 exons. Bases 1242 to 3863 code for a protein of 873 amino acids. The record is from RefSeq and is a predicted model, not a curated record.
UUGAAGAUAAACGAAGGUCUUACGGGUGUGGAACGACAUUUUUGGGUGAACUAACCCUUUAACUCUUUCCCCGCCAUUGACUGAAUUUUCCAGCUUUCCGUGUUUUCACUGUUAUAUGGUUAUUACACAUCUUAAAGAGUACAGAAUCUCCAGAGCAAAACACAGACAAAACAGAAGCAAAAACAAGUUACAAAAGCAUUUCUUAUGCAUGUUGUAGUCAGUGGAAAAAAAAAAAAAAAAAAAAGAUAUUCUCAGCUUUUAGUUCAAAAUGUUGCUUUUUUUUAUGAAACUUCAAGUGUUGAUAGCAAAAAGAAUGUGUGAAGCUAGAAUAAAACGUUUUUGUUUGUUUGUUUGUUUAAAAGCAGAAGCUCUGCUCUUUCUUUUGAUAUAUUGCAUGGGGGCCAUGAAAGUUUUCUAAAAAUGAUCAAAAACGCUGGCAGUGGCUGGCAACUUUAAAAAAAAAAAUGCUGGCAGGGAAAGAGUUAAGUAAAAAAAAAAAAAAAAAAAAACUGUAUCUUUUUUUUUUUUACCCAGUGGUAUUAUAAUCACAUAGGGUUAUAAGAUCAUCAGAAACAUACAUUCAGUCAUGUGUAUCCAAACAUUUGUUUGGUUGUGAGCGAUUUACUCAUUUGCCACCCAAUUUAAAGUUUUCAGGUUUUACCUAAAACUUUACCCAUCUAUCUUGUAAUAAGAAAGCCAAAUACAUUACUAUUGUAGCACUAAAAGCACCUAAUGACAUCCACGUCUCACAUGACACUGAGUCUGUCUUGAGCUGUGGUCACCUCCCCUUCACGUCUUUCUCCAUCCUCUGAUAAGCCGACAGUAAUUAACCUCCCGCAGAGCCGGCGCUUGUUUCACAAAUGCUCCGGUGACGCGAGUGCACGGGGAGGUCCUGCUCAUCUUCUCAAUCAUUAAUGUUUCGUUUGGACAUGUUUGGAGUCAUCCAUGGUUAUCCACCAGUGCCCUCAGAUGACCCCUGCCGCCCAGCUGCCAGCCGAAUCCGGGGAGGCCGAACAGGAAUGAAAAGCACGGGUGACUACGGGGGCUCUGUAUGUGAGUUCAGGAGCGGAGCCACAGCAAUGCUGGCGUCAAAGUUGUGAGCGCGCAGGAAACACCGGUUCAUUGUUACAUUCAAUGGGGAACGUCAAGGGGGGUCUGGAUGGUAAUGAUUUACCAGGUAUUUUGGAGCUGGUCGUGUGCUUGAAUAAACCAACGGAUCCGCUCAUCACAUGAAAGAGUGAAUGUCAUGCUCUUUCCCAGGUUGUAUGGACUUAAUCCAAGACCUGCUGAAGGAAGUCCAGGCGCUUAAAGAGUCCAGAGAUGAUCUGAGACAGGAAGUUCAUGCUCUGAACGGUCAGCUCAGCCAGCUGAACAUGGAUGAGUUGGCUGACCGUAUCGUGGCUAUGGAGCAGUAUUGUCACCAAGUGGAAGAUCUGGACAACACCACGAAAGAGCUGAAGGACAAAAUGGCCCAGUACCCUGUUCCAGAGGAGCUCCAACAGUGUGUCACAUGGGAAGUGAUGCAGGCUGCGCUCAUCACCGAGAGGCAGAAGAUCCAGGAGGCACGUCCAGCUGGGUUGCAGGGCACCAUCUCCGCUGUACCCAUCCACCCUUUGAACCUUGGUAGCCUGAUCAAGGAUGAGAGAGCAGGUUCAGGUGGCACAGCUGGUGUAGAUCUCUCUCAUCAGGCUUCUCCUUCACAUCAGUCCUUGUCUGACGAGACUCUGCGCACUGUGACGGGCAGCCCGCUGUCCCGGGUCAGCAUUGGGGCUGAGCGCUACCCGGAGACUGUAGAGGCUCUGAAGGAGGUGGGCAGACUGAGAGACAGGCACGAGAGUCUGGAGGCCCGUGUGGGACAGCUAGAAGCAAACAAGGCUGAUCAGUCUCAGCUUCAACAUCUGCGUGAUGUCCUCGCAGCAAUAGAAGAGAGGCAGAUUCCUGAUUAUGUGCCAGAGCAGCUGAAUCAUCUGAGGACUCUUGUGGACAGUCUUCUAGCAGAUAAAGAGAAGGUGUCAGAGGUGGAGAGUGUGUUGAUGAACAUGAGCUCAGACUCUGCAGGACGGAGCACAGGUUCAGUCAGCGAUCAGGACACAGACGCCUCACAGAUAGAGCAGCUGACCCUGCAGACGACUCACAUCAGGAUUGCAGUACUGAAGCUGGAUGAGAAAGUGCAGGUGCUGAUGAGAGAGAAGAGUGACAGUGUGGAAGAGAGAAGCAGCCAAGACAGACACAUACAAGAGCAGUUAAACAGCCUCAGGGUUAUGAUUGAGGAUAUGAAGUCCUCCUCAUCCUCUCCACUCUCAAAAAGUCAACAGCAGGAGGCAGUAGAGUUCAGCAGAGAAGCGGAACAGGUCCAAAGCUCGGGCCAGGAUCAGGUUCAGAGUUCAGGUCAGAGUCAGAGUUCAGGUCAGGAUCAGGGUCAACAGCAGAAAGAAGGUCACGAUCCGGACCAGGAGGUCAGUCAGUUGUCCCAGUGUUCCUACAAACCGGAGGACAAGACCACUCACCUCACGAACCAGGAACACCGGGGCAGGAAUAAGAACACCGAUCUGGCGAGUGAUGUGGAGGGAGCCUUACUGCAGCUGCAGGCCGACUGUGAGAGACUCCACAGCACAUCCAGACGCCUGACGGAGGAGCACAGCGAGAAACAGAUCCACAUUGACCGUCUGUACAAGAUGUUGAAGGAACUGGAUGAAAAGAAAGCUGACAAGGAACUGGUGGAGAUGAAGAUUGAAAUUAAAGCAGACAAACGGGCUCUGGAGAGCAAGGUGAGCCGCAUGCAGUUUGACAGUAUGACUGAGCAGCUCAAUAACAUGUUACAGGAGCUGCUCAGUAAGAUCAGCGGUCAGGAGAAGGACUGGAACAAGGUCAUCGAGAAGAUCUCCAGUGAAAUGGACUGCAAGUUGAACCGGAUUGAGCUGGAUCCUCUGAAGAAACAGCUGGAUGAUCGCUGGAGGACCAUCCACAAGCAUCUGCAGACACCGUCUCUCCCUGAACAGGACGACGCUGCUGGACUCAGGAAACAAUUAGUGGCCCGGUUUCACUGCAUCUCCUGUGAUCGUCCAGUGGAUAUGAUGACACCAGGACAGCACAUGGUCACCCUGCCCUCGGCCCCAGGACUGCCCUCUCACAAGUCCAACCGGCCCUACUCUGUGUAUGAGCUGGAACAGAUGCGGCAGCACUGCAGGAGGCAGAUAGAUCAAGAGCCCAGUCAGUUUCCUACAUCAAGGACACCCAAGCUCCCUUACAGCCAGGGUCUGCCAGAACUUUCACGGACCCGCUACCGGCCCACCCCGGGCCCAGGAAAAAGGAGCAGCCGGACCCUGUGCAAGCAUGAGAGGAUCGCAGAAAUGGCGGAUUACAGUUACCUGGCCCGUAGCUGCGGGGGGAGCCAUACCCUUACCUACCCCAGCCGCCGCUACACCCGCAUUCAGCACAUCACCCAUCUGAUCCAGAAUGACGAGGAGAGUCGGCCCAUGCCCUCCGGACCACCCCCACAGGCAGAAGAAGCCAACAUCAUGGGUUUGGACGGACAGGUCUAUAAGGGCCGAAUGAACAGCAGAGCAGUGAGGCUCUCUGAGACAAGAUUACCCACCAUCUCUCCUCGAGAAGGCAACUGGAAGAGCAAAGACAAGGUGAGCCGCUCGCAGUCGCAGAGGUCUAGUGGAGUGGAUGCUGGCCAUGGAAGUGCCAAGACUCAGCGCAGCUACUCAGCUUCCAGUAUCUCGGUGAGAGAUCGGCCCCUGUCCUCCAUGGAUUGCCUGUCCCAUGACGUCCCGCUCCAGUCCUCAUUCCAUGACACCACCACAGAGCGCAACAAAGACCUCAACCAAUCAGAAGAUGAGCCUGUGACAUCACUGUAGAGCUCCUCCAGUAGGAGCUGCUCCAUUGUUUGAAUGAAAUGUUUACAGCAGGGCAAGACACAAGCUCUGUUUGUGUACAGUGUUCAUCUGUAACGUCAAGAAUAUCUAAAUAAGAUUUAAUAAAUGUUUUUAUGCAGUCAUAUUAAAUACAUAAAAUAC